ACGGUUUUGGAGAUACCCAGAAUGGAUAAGUUCUUAACUCACAGUGAUAGUGAUAGAGAUAACGAUAAUGAAGAUCGCAUGGAUUUAGGUAGCGAUGAGGAAUUUUUUGGGGGUGCUGCCGCUUCUGACUCGGAGGAUGAAAUGAUCGAUAAAGUUCAAAAGAGUAAGAAGAAGGUAUUUGAUGCGUUUAAAGGGAGUGACGAUGACGAUGAUGAUGAAAGCGACCACGAUAAACCCCAGGGUCUCAAACUCAAAGGAACAGAAUCCUCCAAGGAUAAGGAGGAGAUUGAUAAUCUAAGUGAAUUGUACAGAAAGGCUAAAAUCCAAAAGGUCAAAAACAAGAAACCAAAGGGUAAGACCGGUGUUGUAUACAUUUCCAAGAUUCCACCGUACAUGAAACCCACAAAAUUGAGACAAAUUCUUUCAAGAUUUGGUGACGUUGAUAGACUGUUCUUGAAGAGGGAAACAACGCAAAAGUAUCAGCAGAGGGUGAAACAAGGUGGUAACAAGAAGAUUAUGUACGAAGAAGGAUGGGCCGAAUUUAUAAGAAAGAAAGAUGCCAAACUGGCAGCUGAGACAUUGAACUGUAAUAUUAUUGGAGGAAAGAAGUCCUCUUUCUACUAUGAUGAUAUCCUGAACGUCAAGUACCUCUCUGGGUUCAAAUGGGCUGAUUUGACCGAACAGAUCUCUAAGGAAAACGAAGCCAGACAGAGUAAAUUACAAAUGGAGAUUUCACAAGCUCAUAAGCUGAACAAGACAUUUAUCCGCAACGUGGAAAGAUCCAAGAUGAUUGAGAAUAUCAAGCGCAAGAAACACGGAAAAGAUGGGCAUAAUGACGAUCAUGUUCAGGACGAUGAGACUCUGAGAAGAACCUUCGAACAGAGAAAAGUCACGACAACAAGGGCCAAUGCACCAGAAGAGUUCAAAAAGAAAGAAGAAAAGACAAGUAGGAUACUGUCGAACGUGUUUUAAAGAACUUACCCGUGUAUAAAUCGUAUAUAAAAGAGAUCUAUAAACAGUAUCGAAAUUGCCCCAA
Williopsis jadinii is the source of this 1036-nucleotide messenger RNA. RefSeq names its product RNA-binding ATPase activator ESF2 (gene ESF2). Gene Ontology annotation, molecular function: RNA binding. Lineage: Eukaryota; Fungi; Ascomycota; Saccharomycetes; Phaffomycetales; Wickerhamomycetaceae. The coding region runs from base 22 to 972 and encodes 316 amino acids. Gene Ontology annotation, cellular component: nucleolus. The record is from RefSeq and is a predicted model, not a curated record. Gene Ontology annotation, biological process: endonucleolytic cleavage in ITS1 to separate SSU-rRNA from 5.8S rRNA and LSU-rRNA from tricistronic rRNA transcript (SSU-rRNA, 5.8S rRNA, LSU-rRNA); small-subunit processome assembly; endonucleolytic cleavage in 5'-ETS of tricistronic rRNA transcript (SSU-rRNA, 5.8S rRNA, LSU-rRNA). The transcript has a single exon.